GGAAACUUUAUCUUUCGUCUCUUCUCCCUUUUGAACACAAGUAGAUGUUAUUUGUGCAUGUGACAUAUUGCUCACUUUUGUCCUAAGCAUAUGAAGUUUACAAGGAUAUCGUGCGACUGAUGGCAUGAAAACUUUAUGUGAUGACUAGAAAGAUGUCGAGGACUGGUGUUGAUCUAUGGGUGAAGGCGGAACCCUUCAGCUAUGGUGCUCUUCCAGUGGCACCACACCCUCGCCUGAACUUUAGUAACAUAAAGAAAAUUCUUAUAUAUGCCAAGAGCAAAGGUAGUGCAGGAUUUCCAAAACUAAGCUACUCUGUAUGGAAGCAUAUUGCAUGUCACAAAAUGCAACUGACAGAAGAUCUUGCCUGGGUGUAUUUUGAAACUUGUUACUUCUUAACGACUGACAUGUUGGCAAUAGAGAGGGCUGAGCGAGUUAAAUCCAUUGGUGACUGUAAAACACCAGAGGAAGGAGUUCUGCAAAGAGCGAAGUACUCUAUAGACACUCUCAAGUUUGUCCUGUAUCUAUACAUUCAGCUACUGUACAAAGUGUCCCUCAGGGCAUCUCUUCUUGCUGGUGAUGAAUGGCCAACACAGACAAUGUCACUUGAUCUAGAUGGUCGCUCAACACCAAGAAGCUCAAAGUCACUGGAUGAUCAUAGCCAUCUGGUAUUUAUUCAGUCCAACAUAGCAGAAAUAAUUGAACUUCUUUCAGAACAAGAUGCCAGCAAAAGUGGCAGCAUUUCAGAGAACAGCACAGUUCAUGGAUCCCUAUCACUUUCAGCAGUUGAGGCUUUAAGUUUCAUCAUCACCGGCUGUAUAGAAAAAUCUGUGGAGAAAAAAACCAUCAUGCCAUUGCAAGACAUAGCUGUUUUACAGUCCAUUCAGUAUUAUAGUGGAUAUUCAAAGGCUACUAAAACAUUCAGUCUACGUCAGUUUCUAAUCUGGCUCAAGGAUAAUCUUAUAAUGAACCCAUACAGUGUGUCUGCAUGUAUUGCUCUGGGAACUCGUCUUUCCUGGCCAUUUGGGGGUGAGGGGGAAAGAGAUGCUACCACAGUUUCUACAAGCACAAAGAGAGGAAAGAUAGCAACCAAUGCUCAAAUUGUUCCCAAAGAGCAUGUGACUGGAAACAAGCUCAUCAUAAUGAGCCAAGUCAGUAAGCAGACAAUAGCCAGGAGUUCUGGAACACUGGAAAGGAGCACAAUCAAAAUUCACCGGAGUCACUUUUCCUAUAUCUACUUGCUUUCUCCCCUAAGGUCAGUAACAGUUGAGAAAUGCCGCAACACUACAGUGGUGCUUGGUGCCAUUGAGGCCUUUGUUCACAUCAGCAACUGUGAGGGUGUCACUGUCAUCUGCCCAUGUCGAAGCAUAAUGAUCAGUGGCUGCACACAGUGCACAUUCUAUUUACUGACAUCUAAUCGACCCUUGCUGCUUAGUGGCAAUAAAAAACUCAUGCUGGCACCCUACAAUACUUACUACUCUCACCUAGAAGAACACAUGUCAUAUGCUGGGCUAACAGCUUCCGUCAACCUUUGGGACAACCCCCUCUGCAUUGGACCAGAUCACAGUGAUGAAACGCCUGCAUGGGAACUGCUGCCACCUGCAGACUUUGGCAUCUCUGUUAUUCCUUUCCAGAUGGAUGGCCCAACUAAAUCUAUUCCUGGAGGUCUCCCUGGGCGAUACCAUCGGGCAGUUGUCCAGCGACAAAAACAGGUUGAUAGCUGGCAGCGUACUGUGAAAGAAGCAGGUCUCAACAGAGAACAACGUCGAGAAUUUCAGGCUUUGGUAGAGAGCAGAUUUCACAUGUGGCUGGCUGAGACUGGACACAAGCGGGAGCUGGACAGUCUGGCUGUUCCCCAGCAGCAUCAUGGUCAGUCUUGAGUCAGUGGUAUUGACCAGUCACUUCUAUGAAGAGGGCAUUGAUUGUUCUCUGCUCUGCCUGAAGACUUAGGGAAAGACUUCAGCUUAGUACAAAGACUUUACUCAGCCUGUUACAGACCAUGAAACAUGCACAGAUUAAACAUCUUUUUCAUAGCCAAGGACUAGCAGUUAUCAAAAGUUUACAUUGACAGUACGCUGAUCCAUUCAUGGAUAUUUAAUUGUUUAAUAAUAAAAUUCAGGAUCUGGCAUGAUUAAAAUUAUCUACCAUCUUUGCAACCCUUCUGCUUAGAGUCAGUAGUUAACUGAAAUUCUAAAGAACAUGAAUCAAAAGUGACAACCAUCAAGUUGAGCAGAUGCCUUGAUAAUUUUGGAAGAUAAUAACUCCAAAAACAAUUUGAAGGAAAAUUAUUUUUGACAAAUGUUGGGUGGUAAAACACAGCAUCCCCUGAGCCAAACAUUAAAAGCCAGUAUUUUAUGUGGAAUUCGAGUGCUAUUUUUGCUACUUGUGUAAGCAAGUUUAGGCCAUUCAUGGUUUUUAUUUUCAAAAGUAGUGAUUUUUCCCUUUUACAGAAUUUUUAUUCUGGUGAAAUCAUUCCAUAACCUAGUGGCUGUCUCCAGGAUAUGGUACAUGGAAAGUAGAACCCCUCUCCUUCCACCUCAUGCUCUGUUAAAUCAGUACCAACUAAGUGUAUAACUUUCUAGUCACGUCCCUCAAAGCCUUGUACCCAUUGCUGAGAUAAUAGGUGUCAUGCUCUUUGUAUUUGAACGCUGGUUUCAAUGAAUGAGAAGUGCAAGUAAUAAGUAUUGCGAAAAGUAUGUGAUGAACCUGGAAGAGCUAUUUAUCUGUCACAGGAAGAUUCUUACUUGCUAUUUCAAGUUCCUUUAUUAUUUUCUUAAGCUUAAUGGUGUUAGAUGUAUAAAUUUUAGCUUACAAACUAAACUGAACCUCUACUCAAUUCCACAAAUAGUGAUUUUUCUGAUGCAGCUUGAUAAUAACUGCACAUCUACUUAAAGUUAACAGAUUUUUACACAUAUUUACCAUGCACUCAUCAACAACAAAGCUCAUUCAAAGUGAAUGUAUAAUUUAUUUUGCUAAUAAUCUGAAGAAAACAAUAUUAUAGUGGUGUUUUUAAAAGAACUUGUGUGCAUUUUAAAUAAAUGUUUCAAUUAGCUUAUAAGUCAUAAGAAGAUAAACAUGCAAAAAAUUGUAAGCAUUUCAAUAAUUUGUAUCCCUUUUUUUUUUUCCACACACAUCAAAGUUCAAAGAUAACAAUGAUCCUAUAACUUAAACAUUAAGUGAAGGUGAAUAUAAGAAAAUUUUCCUACAAAAAUUCUCAAGAACUGGGGUCUGUUGCUAACAUUUUUCCAUGUUUAUAAGAGAAACUUUGUGCAAUCACUAAUGCCAAAAUUGGUAAGUCAACAUUGAUAACCUUGACAUCUGCAUGUAAUUGCUUAAAUGUCUGUAAUGAAUAAUGCUCCAUAUUUCGUUAGUAUAACAAUAGGCACACUAGGAAGUGAUGUUUAAAGACAAAAAUGUAAAUAUAUAUUUAUAUGUUUGCUUAAGUUAUUUUUUAAGAAAAUGCCUGUAAACAAAAUAAAACAAACAACAGAUUGCACCUUUUAUGCGGGUACUUGAACAAACAUGUCUAUGAUUUAUGCCCCUUUAAAUACCAUGAGGAUUGGCUUUGUUCAGAUCCCACUGUAGGCACGCUAUUCUUUCUCUGCAUGUGGCACCUGUUUACAGGCCUGGCAGCUUUGCCAUGAUAUAGCCUAAGUUGCUGGUUUGGCAUAAAACAUCAAUUCCCCACCUUAACCUUUAAAGGCUAAUCCAACUCCAAAUUUCAUGAUUUUUUUUUUUAUAAUUGGUAUAGCUAGUUCAUUAAUAGAUCAUAAUUCUUGAAGUCAGGGAACAUUCAGCAGACACAUUGCAGUUCUUAACAAAUCCAUGAACUCACGCAUGUCAACUUGCUCAUUGGGCUAUGCUUCAUGACAAUAUGCUCAAAGCUUUCAUAUUGUCAUUUCAGUGACAUCACCAGCACAAAUUUAGGUCAAUCCAUGCAUUUUUAAAAAAAUAAAAUACUGAAAAUUUA
This is a messenger RNA of Pomacea canaliculata, 3967 nucleotides long. Its product is annotated as TBCC domain-containing protein 1-like. Gene Ontology annotation, biological process: maintenance of Golgi location; maintenance of centrosome location. Gene Ontology annotation, cellular component: spindle pole centrosome. The transcript has 19 exons. The coding region runs from base 141 to 1877 and encodes 578 amino acids. Lineage: Eukaryota; Metazoa; Mollusca; Gastropoda; Architaenioglossa; Ampullariidae. The record is from RefSeq and is a predicted model, not a curated record.